AUGAUUAAAGCGCAUAGUAUGCUUGACCAAGUUACGAAUAACUGUGUUGAAAAACUUGUUGAUUAUAAAAUAAGAGUAAGUCAAUUAUUAAAAGUUAAUUUACUAGUAUGGAAUAACUCUAAUUCUUAUGCUGGUUUAGCCCCAAUUGACAAAGAUGACGAAAAUCCCUUUCUAAAUUAUGACAGAAAUUUUCUGCAGGAUGAUGUCAAUAAGGAAAGUGAGAUGUUGUUCGAUAGAAAAGAGCUAUCCGAACAUCUUUUACAGCUACUUCAAGACUUAACAAACUGUAAACAAAAACUACAAGAUAUAUUUGAGAUAAUGUUAAAGGAAUUGAUAGAAAAGAAAAUUAUAUCGACCGUGAAGUUUGUCGAUGAUCCUACUGGAGAAUUAAUGAUCAAGAGAGCUGAUGCUCUCAGGAUAGACCUCAUAUACAAUAUUGAUGUCAUGAAUAUGAAGUCUUUUAGUGGUCUAUUGCAACAAAAUCGUAAGCAUACACUUGGCGACUCAAAGAAAAUAAUUGAUACAGGAGAGUACAUGAGAGUGUUUGAGCUUAUAUCGUAUUUUGUGGAUGGAUUGAUAAAACGCCAAGAAAUAAUGUAUAAACUAUCUAGUAAAGCGAGUGGCCUAAUGGAGUUAACCUCAGAAAGUUUGAAAAAUUGGUGGGGUGAAGAAUGA
Messenger RNA from Funneliformis mosseae, 675 nucleotides. NCBI's taxonomy places the organism in Eukaryota, Fungi, Glomeromycota, Glomeromycetes, Glomerales, Glomeraceae. The record is from the annotation of a GenBank genome assembly.